AUGAUGUAUGAAGAUUUUAAUACAUUACCUUUAAUUAAAUCAAUUAGAGAAGAUGAUUUUGAUCAAGUUUUGGAGUUUUUAGAAAAAAAUUAUAAGGAAUAUGAAGUUAAAGACGGAGAAAUAAAUAAAAAAACGGAAAUAUUAGAUAAGCAAACACAAGCUACACCUUUAUUUUAUGUUACAGCAAGAAAAAGUGAUGAUGAAUCUGUUGAAAUUUCAAAAUUGCUCAUUGAAAAAUAUGCGUUGUGUAAUCCUACAACUAAAGAUUUAAUGAAGCAAACAUGCUUAUUUUAUGCAGCAAGAGAAGGACAUAUAAACUUAUGCAAUUAUUUAAUUGAAAAAGGUUGUAACCCAAAUGAUUCUGACAAUUUUGGUCAAACUUGUUUGUUUUAUGCUUCAAGAGAAGGGAAAACAGAGUGUGUACGGAAUUUAAUUAAAAAAGGAGCUAAUCCUAAUUUAUUAGAUUUUAAUAAACAGACUUGUUUAUUUUAUGCAUGUAGAGAUGGUAGAUAUGAUACUGUCAAAUGCUUAUUAGAAAAUGGAGUUAACCCGUCAAUUAAAGAUUCUCAAAGAAGAACGGCCUUAACUUUUGCUAAAGGAAAUGGACAUCAAAAUAUUAUUAAUCUUCUUAAAAAUGCUAACGUAUUAAAUAAAUCAAUUAAUGAACCUCAUUCGCAAUCAAAUAACCUAAAUGCUGUAAAAAGAAAUUCAUCAUGUGUAUAUGGGAAUAAUUAUCAUAAUGAAAGUAAUAAUAAUAUUUUAAAUGCUAUGGGAGAUAAUAGUAAUAUUAGUAAUAUAAAAAAUGAAAUGAUGGAUAUAAAUGAAGUUACAAAUAUGAAUUUGAAUAAUUCAACUGGAAUAAUUAAUUCAUUCUGUUUAUCAAAUAUGUCUUCGAAUAAAUCCAAUUCUUUUUUUUCAGAUAAUACAAUAAGAAAAAAGUACAAGUUACAGUACAGACCCUUAGAACAAGAAGAUCCUUUAUUGUGGUUAGAUGCCCCAUUAAUAAAAAUAAAAGAAUUUGAGAGAAAAUUUCCUCAAUUAGCUUUGUGGCCGAAAAAUAUAUCUAUUACAAAUACAGAAUUAAAUAAUAUUAAUAAUGCUUUUAAUAAACAGUGGUACAGUUCAGCAAAUCAAUUAAUUCAGAGUUUAAGUAAAUACGAUGGAGGCCAUAUUUUUGAAAAAUUAGUUGAUCCUAAGAAGCAGAAUUGCCCAGAUUAUUAUGAUGUAAUUAAAAAUCCUAUGUCUUUUAGCUGUAUAAAAUCCAAAUUAAAAAAAGGUCAAUAUAAAUCUCCAACAGAAUUUAUUAAAGACGUUCAACUAAUAUUUGACAACUGCAAUUUAUAUAAUACUUCCAACUCUCUAGUUGCUAUUACUGGGAAAAAUAUAGAAACUUAUUUUAACAAUCAAUUAAUAGUUACAGGUUUUAAUAAUUUUGUUUCAAAAGAAAAAAGUAUUAAUGAAAUCUUGAAAAAAGUUGAAGAAGAAAAUAACAAAUGGAAUGAAGAACAAGAACAAAAGAAAAAAGAAAUGGAGCAAAAUGAAGAGAAUAUGCAACUAAAAGAACAAAAUUAA
Messenger RNA from Plasmodium relictum, 1572 nucleotides. RefSeq names its product bromodomain protein, putative. The transcript has 2 exons. Lineage: Eukaryota; Apicomplexa; Aconoidasida; Haemosporida; Plasmodiidae. The record is from RefSeq and is a predicted model, not a curated record. Gene Ontology annotation, molecular function: protein binding. Gene Ontology annotation, cellular component: pi-body. Bases 1 to 1572 code for a protein of 523 amino acids. Gene Ontology annotation, biological process: piRNA processing.